Momordica charantia (bitter melon) is the source of this 3158-nucleotide messenger RNA. NCBI's taxonomy places the organism in Eukaryota, Viridiplantae, Streptophyta, Magnoliopsida, Cucurbitales, Cucurbitaceae. The record is from RefSeq and is a predicted model, not a curated record.
CUCUCUCUCUCUCUCUCUCUCUCUCUCUCUCUCUCUGUUCUAUUUCUGUAAAAUUUAAUUUUCCAUCGCUCCUCUGGUUCUGCGACGAAGCACCAACCAACCCAGAAGAAACUCACACACAUCCAUUCAUCAGGCCAUGAUUUUCACUUCCCCAAAUUCACCGGAUUCGUAAAUGCCCGAUUCGCUUCUCUGUUAUAUGUUUUCAUUGCAUUCUCUCCUCAGUUUUCCUUCCUUUUGCUAUCAGGGGGGAUUCUUUCCCUUUCUGCAUGGAAUUGGAAACAUUCACGUUAUGUCGUAGUCGUGUGUUUAGUUUUUUGAUUUUCGGAAUAUUUCAGCUUCUCUGCGACUCGGGUGUUGCUCGAAUCCUGUUUUAAGAGGGAACCAAUUGUGAAAUUGCUUUUUGUUUCCAUGUGGGUCUGCUCCUUUGUACGCCCAAUUAUUCGAUUGAGAAUGUAAUGUAAUGAUGGCGAGAGGUGUUGAGCCGGGCGAUGGUAAAUUGGUGCAAUGAGCGUGGAAGAUGAAGUGAUUGUAUAACAAUGGAGACAAGGGAAGAUGCUGAAGUGGGGGACGAUCGGCCUCCCUCGCCAAUCUGGGUGUUGCAACAUUUCUCCGAGGAGGCGUUUAGGGUGGCCGGAGAAGCUAUCAAUAGUGUGUAUCAUGGGGGCCAGGAAAUGGGGGUUGGACAUCGACGCGCUCGGAGUGAAAUUCCCAGGGCCAAACACAGACGAACCAACAGUUUACAGAGAUUGAAAUCCCACAUGCAGAAGGCUUGGGGAUGGGGGAGGGACACACGGGAAGAUGAUUACGCCUUCUAUAGUUUCGAUCCUGAGAUCAUGGCUAAUCAAAAACGUCAGUGGUAUCAGUUUCACUCCAAAUCUCUGGACCAUGUAUACCAGGAGCCCACCUCUCUCUUUGAGCACUUCAUUAUUGCAGGGCUCCAUCCAGAUACUAACCUUGAGAUUGUGGAAAAUGCAUUUGCUAAAAGGAAAAAGUGGGAGUUAGAAAUGAAAAAUAAUGAGAUGAUGGAUAUGAAAAUGCUGGAGAAUAGAGGGCCAUCACUUCCCCUGCUGGAACCUCAGAUACUUUUUAAAUAUCCACCUGGGAAGAGGCUGCCAAUGCGUCUGAAGGACUUGUCUGCCUUUUGUUUUCCUGCAGGUGUUAAGGCACAGUUGAUGGAGAGGACUCCAUCACUCAGUGGUCUGAACGAAAUUGUUUAUGGUCAGGAACAUUUAAACAGAGAUGAUCUGGCAUUUAUUUUUUCUCUUAAGGUUGCCAACAAUGCGACUCUUUAUGGCGUAUGCUUACAUGUGCUAGAAAUCGUUCAGAGGCCACCUGGUAUUCUAGGCAUCUCAACUUCUCUUGCUCAUUCUCCUGGAGUAUGCAGCCGUUUUUUGGUUUCCGCACCUCGCUGCUAUUGUCUCUUAACAAGAGUACCCUUUUUUGAGUUACAUUUUGAGAUGUUGAACAGUAUGAUAGCCCAGGAACGUCUGAACCGGGUAACUCAGUUUAUUAGUGAGAUUUCUCUCACUGAUUAUGUCCCAACGGAAUCAAGACCAAAUCAACUGAAUGAGAAUGUUGACUCUCCCAAAAGGGAGUCCUUCAGUGAUUGGAUGACAUCUGCAAUACCUAUCGACAGUGCAGUGGCUCUUACUGCUGCUGCUGCAGGAAUUAUAUCUGAUGAUAAGAUCCUAACGCCUUCAGUGAAAACGUUGGAGCCUCGAACUCCUGGAAGUAGUACAACUAGCGAGGCUACAGAGUUGAGUCAAAUGGAAAGAACAAAUGGAAGCUGUGAGAGUGGUCGUCUCUCUAUAGGGAGAUCUUUCUCAUCAAGGCAUCGCGCAUUAGAACGCCCGGGGAGUUCUGAAUCGCUAUUCAGUCCAGUUAGAAGUAUGGUUUCAGAAGAUGAGGAUGAUGAUCUUUUUCCAAAUUCUGAAAAGGAAUUUGGUGAUGACUUAAUAAUGGAAUGGGCAAGGGAGAACAAGUAUGAUGUUCUGCAAAUAGUUUGCGGAUAUCAUUCUCUUCCUGUUCCUGAACGAGGAUGUGAAUUAUUAUUUCAACCUCUUGAACAUUUGCAAACUAUUCAAUAUAGAAGACCUGCAAUUCCAUCGUUUUGUUUUUGUGAAAAAUAUCUAGAUUCAUUAAAUCCAAUUGAGGUUAAAGCAAAGUUGGCUACAGCUGAAGAAGCUCUUGCUCUGUCAAUGUGGACAACAGCCACUAUAUGCCGAGCUCUCUCUCUCGGAAGUGUUAUGCAACUGGUUGCGGGGAUUUUACUAGAAAAACAAGUGUUAGUAGUUUGUCCAAACCUUGGCCUACUUUCAGCUACAGUGUUAUCCCUUAUACCUAUGAUUCGUCCUUUUCAAUGGCAAAGUUUAUUUCUUCCGGUUCUACCAGGAAGAAUGUUUGAUCUCCUUGAUGCACCAGUUCCCUUUAUUGUUGGCACGCACAAUAGACCAACUGAUAUGAAGAUCAAAACGUCUAAUUUAGUUAUUGUUGAUGUGCUUAAGGAUCAGGUUAGAACAUGUCCCUUACCAACACUUCCACAAUACAAAGAGCUAGCCUCCAGACUAGGCCCAAUCCAUGCUCGACUGGCAAACAAGCGCUCAAUUGCCAAAAAGCAUCCUGUAUAUAGGUGCAAUGAAUCUCAGGCCGAAUACGCCGCUCAGUUUUUGAAUAUCAUGAGGCAAUACAUGGAGUCAUUGUGUUCAAAUCUUAGAUCUCAUACCAUAACUAGUGUCCAGUCAAACAACGACAGGGUUUCUUUACUUCUUAAAGAUAGCUAUAUUGAUUCCUUUUCUAUUAAGGACCGACCGUUUAUUAAGCUAUUAGUAGACACACAGCUUUUCAGUGUUCUGUCGGAUUCUCGAUUGUCGAGCUUCGAGAAUGGCUUCGGUGAAGUGAAUGCUUCCACAGCUCCAAUGGCAGAGCUAGAAGUGCACAAGGAUAAGGUGCAGAUAAAGAAUCCCUGAGCCUGAGCCUGAGCCCUACCACUGAUGAGGACAACUGCUGCCUUGCUCAAGUGUUUUUAGCCAAACCAGUUUUGUAACAUAACAUCAAUAGCAAUACUGAAAAUAUCCCAAUUUUUUUAGUUAGGAUAUAUAUAUAUGUAAUGUUGUGAAAUUCAUGUAAAUGUUGGUUACUUAAAUUCAACAAUAAACAAG